ACAAGGAAGCACAAGGGGUUGUAAAAAAUACAGAAAGGAUUGGAUUCUGGGGGAGGUUCAUGGACCAAAACGAUCGGAUUAAACUGAUUUUUGGACCAACAGCCGGAUCUGAACUGGGUUCAAAAUGUUGAUCAUCUCAGUCUUGGUCCUUUUGGGGAGUGGACUACUCGUGAACUGCGAGACACACUCCCUGACCUACAUCUACACGGCCUUCUCCAAACCUGUGGAGCUCCCAGGCAUCCAUGAAUUCACUGCUAUGGGUCUGCUGGACAACAGAAUGAUCGAUUACUAUGAUAGUACUAUUCAAAAGAAAGUUCCUAAACAAGACUGGAUGAAGGAGCGACUCCAGCAGGAAUACUGGGAUAAAGGAACUCAGUCCCGGCAGAGCAAGCAGCAGUGGUUCAAGGUUAACAUCGACAUCCUGAUGAAUAGAAUGAAACAAUCUUCUACUGAAACUCACGUUCUUCAGUGGAUGGUUGGCUGUGAAGGUGAUGAGGAUGAACAUGGUAACCUCCAGUUUAAGCGUGGCAUAAACAUGUACAAUUAUGACGGAAAUGACUUCUUGGGAUUUGAUGAUGAGCAUCAAGUUUGGGUGGCUGCAGCUGAUGCAGCAGUCCUCACCAAGAGGAAGUGGGAUGAAGUCACAGCUCUGAAAGACUACACCAAGGGUUACCUGGAGAAGGAGUGCAUGGAAUGGAUGAAAAUCUUUCUCAAAUAUUCAAAGAUGCAGCUAAGAGAUGCUUCUCCUCCUGAAGUUCACGUGUUCACAACAAAAGCCAAACAGUCCUCAAUUGUCGUGCUGACAUGCCUCGCCACAGGCUUUUAUCCAAAAGAGAUCACCCUAAACAUCAGAAGAAAUGGACGGAUCCUCAAUAAAGAGGAUGGAGUGAAGAGCUCUGGAGUUCGUCCGAAUCACGAUGACACGUUCCAAAGGAGAGAUUAUGUGGAGAUUUUGAGGAGUGACACCGCUGAAUACACCUGUGAAGUCAUUCAUCCAGGUUCCAAUAUGCAUAAGGAGAAAACAUGGGAUCAUCGCCUUCCUCCUCUUGAUGGAACUCACUUUGCAAUUCAUAUUGGCGCUGCUGCUGUCUCCGGUCUGCUUUUUGUGAUCAUGACCUUUUCUGUGGUGUUUUUUGCAUGGCAUGAAAGAAAGGGAAUCUUCAGAAGUCUUCCACCCGUGAUCAGCGCAGUGUCCCCUUCAUCCCUCGGGGACAGCUGCAAACUGCAAGGCACCAGGAUGGAGGACAAGAAGGGGAACCGCCAGUCGUCCGGCAGUGGCGGCCGAGCCUGUACGGAGGUCUCCCUUCUAAAGACCACGACUGGGGUGCCGCAAGGUGGUGGUGGGGUGGUGGAGUGGAGGUGGAGCGUAGCCGGGCACCGACAAUGGUUGGAGGCCACUAACCGAAUCCCCACCUGGGCAACUGCAAGACCCAGCGCCUGCAUCAAGGACCUGCGCAUUCAGCGCUGGAGGCACGUGCGUAUGUAGCCUACUGGGGAGAAGGUGAAAGAGGAGGAGCGCAACCCCACCUCAUCCAACCCCACAUGCACGGACGCAAACGAACCCUCGCCCACUGCAGCCCAUGCGGGACGCCUCUAGGCCGACUGCCCACGUUGAGGCACGCCUUCUGAAUGGGAUUCCUCUUCGUCACCGCAAUUGUUGUUGUCUUCUUUUUCGCAUUUUGCAAGUUUCCACCAACAAUAUUGCCAUCUACCGGAUUCGGGAGAUGACUUAACCAAUUUAAUCUAUUAAUGGCCUGGCAUGUACACAUUUUAUAAUUGGGGAGAGAAUUUGUUAUUUUGAUUUUAGGAUAGAAAGUGACGUGCACGUAAUUGUCUAAAUACGUGUUGCCAGCGCUGAACUUUUUUCCUGACUGCACGGACCCAGAGGAAGGGAGAAUUCUGAGCGCGGCAGCUUACACAUCAACCGUUUAGAUUUUACGGUCUUAAGGUCUAUGAGGCCACCUUUCCUACGGAGGAUGGACCAAAUACGGAGUACAAAUGUGGGACUUCAACUCUAAAUACCUUUGACCAUUAUUCAGCCUUGGACGCACUUAAAUAUGUGCUGGCAGUGCAGCAAUGUGCAACUCAGUUUCAUAUUAUGUAGGUAUGUGACAAAAAUGUUCAAGUUAGGUUGAUUGCUCUGAUAUUUAUAUCACUGGAAAGGGCUGAAAGAGACCAUUCAAACGGUAUAAAGAUAAUUAAGAUAGCUCAAAGAAUAAGAAAGUUGUAGCACGUUAAGUGAUCAAAAGUAGGGUAUAAUUUUAUUCCUGAAUAAACAGCAAAACAGCGACAUUUUUGUGACCAGAAACAAAGAUUAGAGUCUUUAAAUUGACCUAACUUUCUCAAUACUCGUCCAACACACGGCAGGAGGGUAUCGUUGGAAAGCUAAUCAAGCGAACUACAAGAAAUAAGUCACAAAUUUGGUAUUAAAUCAAUAUUCAUUUCCAUAUUAUCAAAUAACCAUACAGAAAUCUGCCCCUGUAUAACUGUAGACAUCGCUUGCAGCCAAUCAGCUUGCUAGAUUUGGUCACGUGACCUCAUGUUCCAGCAUUCAAUUCUUGAACACGGAGGCUUGCGAAUGAAAAAACAGUACCUGCUAAUUGUUUUUUCUCAUGAAAUUUACAACAGAUGAAGAAUACAUCAACAGUAAUAGUACUAGUGGCAAAAUUAGAUGACAACUAACUUUUUUGAAAAAGCUGACGAGUGGUUUUGUGAACUGCAAUUUUCGACCGGAAAAUUUCCUAGCUUGUACUGCACGGAUUGAAAAAAAUUCCAGAAGCAGGUUAAAGAAAAAAUUCUGGACUAUAAUAUUAGUAGAUGUGCUCGCAUGUAUACUAUCCACCGAUUUAGUUACGCUCGUUUUAAGAAGGAGAGAACGCUGCAGCCUCGCGCGCAGGCUGAACAGCAGGUCUGGCAGAAAGUUCCGGCUCCGAAGCUGCACAUAUGCGCGUGCCUAUAUUACGUGAGGCCAAAAUGAAUUUUCACCAGCUUUUGUGCUGGUCAAGUAAAUAUACAAAUAACAUCUAGGGCUGGGUUGAAAAAAUUGAUUAAUCGAUUUGAAUCGAUUUAAGCUUAAUAGAUCAAUAAUCGAUACACAAAAGAUUUAAAUCGAUUUAGCACAUAAAGCGAAA
Molecule: messenger RNA, 3131 nt
Organism: Oryzias melastigma (Indian medaka)
Lineage: Eukaryota; Metazoa; Chordata; Actinopteri; Beloniformes; Adrianichthyidae
Product: H-2 class I histocompatibility antigen, Q10 alpha chain-like
Exons: 6
Coding region: 125-1486 (453 amino acids)
Biological process (GO): immune response
Cellular component (GO): external side of plasma membrane
Source: RefSeq, a predicted model, not a curated record